This is a messenger RNA of Saccostrea cuccullata (small rock oyster), 2942 nucleotides long. RefSeq names its product DNA repair-scaffolding protein-like. Bases 70 to 2730 code for a protein of 886 amino acids. The record is from RefSeq and is a predicted model, not a curated record. Gene Ontology annotation, biological process: double-strand break repair via homologous recombination; regulation of establishment of protein localization to chromosome. Lineage: Eukaryota; Metazoa; Mollusca; Bivalvia; Ostreida; Ostreidae. Gene Ontology annotation, cellular component: nuclear chromosome; nucleoplasm. The transcript has 20 exons.
UUCAGAUUUCGAGCGCUUUACAUGGAAGUGAAAGCUGCAGACACUUUUAGGUGCCGUUGAUCUUUUGAGAUGUCAUUCAGAAAACGCCCCCGGGACUGGGAGAGAUGUGCUGAGGGAUUUGAAGGACUGGACAUGGAAGAGAGACGUGUGAAGCGUGCGAAGGAGAGAAGAGGAAGCCGUAGGUUAUAUAAGGAUGACCUGCAACAAGUGCCAGCUGAGGAGGAAGAUCACAUCGAAGAUAGCAUAACUUGGACUUCCAGUGAGGAAGAGACUGAGAAUAUACAGAUGUCAACAGUUAAAAACAGGCGUAAAAAAGAAAAUAAAGCCCACAAAGGUCAGAGGUCAUCUACCCAGAAAGCUCAGAGGCAGAAAGGACAGCCUUGUCAUUACUCAGAAGACGUCAGUGUCAUCAGUGAAUCGGAUUCUAACUCCAAUGUGGAGGAUUUCAUGAAGAAUACAUCUGAAGGUAUUGAGCUUGACAUAGAAUCUGAAGAUUCAAGGUCAUCAUUCCCCACCCAUGAGAAGUCCCAGAAUUUAAUUCAGUCAAAAAAUGAAAAACAGGUUAAUUGCGACUCUCCCUGUAUUAGUGAACAGGCAAGUAUUUCUCCAUCAACGAGUCAAUCACAGAGUCCUGAUAAAAGUUCAAAGGUCAAAGCUAGCCAGUGGAUCAAGAUGCUAGAUUUAAAGACACCCACAAAAAACUCCCAAGAUGCUCCCUUCACAGAGUUAGAAGACUCUGCAAAGAAGAGGAAAAAAUAUCAAAAAGGAAGUUUUGCUGACCAGUUAUUCAGUCUUAAAGGAAGAGAAAGAUCAAUGAUCAGCAUGUCAAAACAUCAAAAAUCCACAACAUCACCCAAAUUUCAAUCAGGUUCUUUAGUAGAAAAAGAGGACGUAUCAGUCAAGUCCCUGACCCUGAGGAUUACUGGCCUGGAGUCCUUGUUCUCCUUACGACUGGCUCACUGUAUCCAGCAGGAGUCGGGAGUAAAGGUCGGCAAGGAACAAACAGCCCUGUUUCUACAAGAUCAACCGGUACAUGAAGGAAAUGUGGUUCAAGUGUUUGCUCCAUGGCAACAGAUAAGAUUAAAACAAUCUUCUCAACUUGUCCUUCUGUGCUCUAAUUACUGUAUCAUAUCAAAUGAGGGGACUGUUGAUACAGUAAUGUCUGACACAGGUAACAGAACAAGAGACAUGAGGUCCAACCCUCACCACGUGGAGGUCCCAGAGGUGUCUGCUGUUUGGAAGUGCCCCUGUGUCCUAGGUCUUGUGAGAAGUUUACUUGCCUGUCCAGCUCACCUGAGUCCAGGAAUUCCAGGCUUAUAUGUUAACAAGUUAGACAAGGACUCUGAACUGGAAAAUGAUGAGGAGUUAUCUGCCCUUGACACAAUCCAGGCCACACAGGCCUCCCAGAGGGGGCGACUGACCAAGUCCUCCAUUCUGGAGUGGGUGGACUGUCAUGAUACUAGUGCUAGAUUCUCAGGAAGAAUCCUCAGAGUGUUUUGUUUCAACAAGAGAGCUUCAUCCAUUGAGGAGAGAUACUCACUAUUGAUAGAAGAUAGUCAUGGUACUAUGUGUCAAGUAUUUUGUCCAGAGAAUUUUGAGACAAAUUUUCCAUCAGUACUGAAAAGUGGAGAAGGACAGCUUCAUGUGUUUGGUGGACUCACUGUCCAAUACAGGGCCACAAGAGACAGGGAGCCUGGGUUGUUUUCUGUGAUUGACAAUGUAUGGUGUGGUGGAUUGAUGUCUAGAAGAGCAGACACUCAGAACACUGACGAAAGUAUUGCUGAUUCUGAGGAGCUCUGCAGAACCUCAGCUCCAGGGUUCUGUUAUUUUAUGAAAGAAGCAGAGAAUGGCGAGAGGAUAUGUGUUGAAACAACUGGAGUUGACAACGUGGUCUCCAAAGAAAAGAUAAUUAGGCUGGCAAACCUUGAUCAAAUACAUGUAGAAGAAAUAACAAGAUUAUCAUUUUGCUGUCAAGUACUUUUCCAAUUAGAAAUGGGAGAUGUUAAGGAUGGCAUACCUUUAUCAGACAGUCGUAGAUCCCACAAAUCUGUCCUCUACAUUAGGGAUCAGAGUCUGACCAAUCCUAGAUACAUCACCAUGACAACCACUGCAGAGUUUCCCUUGCCUUUGUCGACCCAAUUAAAAAACAGAACGUGGAAGUUUAGAGACGUUGCCUGUCAGUCAGGUAGGCUGACAUGUGACUUGUACAGUCAUAUCAUUAAACAGAACCAAGAGACCUUGAGAAGUUCAUAUGACCUUAAUCUCCAACCCAUUCAUCCAGGAUUAACCACAUUUGAUCUCUGUAUUGUGUCUGGAACUGUGUGUGAUGUGGACGAGAACUCGGCUUUUACCUGGGAUGUGUGUGACAAAUGUCAACAAGAAAACCUGGCUCAGGAUUCCAACAGCAGACAACUUGUGUGUCUUACCUGUCAGAGAGCUGUGAAGGAACCAUUAACAAGAAUGAAACUGAAAGUUUAUCUAUCUGUGUCACCAUCCCACAAUAAAUUGUCACCAGAUCACCCAGAAAUGAAGGUGUCUGUGGAGCUUCUCCAGUCCAGUAUAGAGAAAAUUCUACCUGACUCAGACGAAGCAGAGGAGGGCUAUGAUAUUUCCUCUGUACUGGGCAGACAUGUUGGACCUUUGAAUUGUGUGGUGCUAGCAUCCAGUCAAGGAAAGGCAACAUUUGAAAUGACUGUAAAGGAAAUAAAUUUAGAUUUGCAAGAUACCUAAGUUAUGUAGGUAUUAUAAUCAGAAUUGCAGUUAAACGUCAUGCAAAAGAUAAAUGGUCACCUAUUGACUGAUAUGACUGAUAUAUUUAGUGUUGAUAUGUUUGUUGAAGCUUGUUUCAUUUUCUUUGAUGUGAAAGCCAACUACAUGUACUUGCAUGUACAGUUUUGUAAUAUGAAAAGGAAUAUUUAAUGCACAUGUAUAUCAAACAAAUA